GAAAUCUAGUAAACAAUCAAAUAUUAUUGGAUUACAUAAAAUUCAAUUGAAAUUGGAUUUCGAUUUCGAUUUGAUUUGAAGGGCUAAUUCAGAUCAGACCUAAACCGGCCCGCGCUAGAAUCUACAUGAACACUGGUGCAGCCGGGCAAAGUACAGAAGCAUGUGGUAGGAGUAGUCGACGAGGAUUUUGGUUGCCGUCUUCUCUCUGCUCUCGUCCCUCGCAUUUUCCUAAUUUGCUCAAUUCCAGAGCCCAUGAUGUUGGGUGGUGGUGGCUCUCGUAUUUCCCACCACUUACGAGAGUCCAGCUACCUCCGCCACCAUCAAUUAGGGUUUUGCAAAACCAGAAUCGUCCAGCUCUCUUCUCUCAUCUUCACACCUUCCUCCGUCACUAUAAUCGCCGACAAUUGUAAUAAUCGCCAUUUUCGUCUCCGAUUGAAGCACAGAAUGGUGUCUUCUUUCAGCCUCCAAUCCAAAUCAUCUGGUGAAAUCCCCAUUGUGUCUGAUUGUUUCAGCCAAGAAGAAGAUGAUCAUCAAAUUCCAUCUGAAGGGUUGUCUCCUGUGGCAGGAGGUAUAGUAGCACUUGGAAAGUUUGACGCUCUUCACAUUGGUCAUCGAGAACUUGCCAUUCAAGCAUCAAAAGUUGGAAGUCCAUAUCUUUUAUCUUUUGUAGGAAUAGCAGAAGUACUUGGAUGGGAGCCUAGGGCUCCAGUGGUUGCUAAAUGUGAUCGGAGUAGGGUUCUUACCUCUUGGGCCCCAUACUGUGGUAAUAUAGCCCCAUCAGAGUUCCAUAUUGAAUUUUCAAGCGUUCGACAUCUCAGCCCACAGCAGUUCGUUGAGAAGUUAUCCAAGGAGCUCAGAGUAUGUGGAGUGGUGGCAGGGGAAAACUAUCGGUUUGGAUAUAAAGCUGCUGGUGAUGCAUCAGAGCUUUUGAGGCUCUGUGAGGAGUAUGGUAUGGGGGCUUACAUUAUAAAUUCUGUUAUGGACAAGAAUAAAGAUUCUGGAAUCAUUGACUUGAACGAUCUAAAGGAUAGAGGACAAGUCUCAUCUACCCGCGUUCGCCAUGCUUUAGCUCUAGGUGAUAUGAAAUACGUGUCAGAACUUCUAGGUCGUAGACAUCGUCUCAUGUUAAUGCUAAAAGAAGAGAAAGGUUUUACUAAUAGUAGUGGUAGAUGGAAGGCUUCUAUUCCAAAGUCUUGUCUAUUAAAUCUUCCACCAAAGGAUGGUUUCUACGAGAACUGUUUUCUUUUAUUUUGUGACGAGAACAUGGUGAAAUGUAGUGUAUUCAUUGAUUCCACAUUUAUCCAUUUAGAAACAGAUGAGGUAGGUCUUAAUAAUUUCAGUGUUUCUCAAGACUUCCAGCUCUUGGGUGUUGAAUUUGGUCAUUGAGGAACCCAUUGUGCUUAAUUUAUUUGUUCUCAAUUUUGUUUUCAUGAAAUUGAAACAGUUCACAGAGAAGCUUCAUCAAUGUCUCAAAGAAAAUGAUGUAUACAAGCUGGCCGCACUUGAGGGGCGGGGGGAGGGGGAGAGGAUCCUUGUUGGUUUAUUUUUAGUUGAAGCUCAUAUUAUAUUGUACCUCAAUACAUAAUGAACUCUGUUCACUGUUCUGUGAAUUGUUUUUAUUGAGAAGUGCAACUCCCAACAGAAUACAGUAUGGGCUCUAUGACAUUAAUGCUGACAUGAGUUUUCUUUUGGUUCAACAAAUUUUCAGUCACUGAUGAUUUUGUCUUAGUUUCUUUUUCUAUCUAAGCUUGAGUACAAGCAUUGGGAAAGUUCUAGAGAACUUGUAGACAGCUGGAACGAUGGAAAGGGAAGUGGCUAGACAUAUUGUGAAACCUGUGGUAACGAUAAGCAACUCCAUUACUCGUCCCUUUUAAUGUUUGUUCUUGUCAUCAGGGUUCUCUUGAGAUGCGAAUUUGAGUCUUUAUUAUUUAUUCUUUUGUUUUGCUUGGAACUGACAUUUUUGUUUAACCCGAUAGGAAUAAAUAUAUGUAUUUCCUUUAAACUCUUUGCCAAUAUAAUUUUUUUUUCUUAAAAAAAAAAAAACUCAAUGAUGUGUGCAUAUGCACAUGAACACAUCCUGCAUUGAAAAAGGUGUAUACAGAAGUUUAUGUAAUAUUGCACUUGCCUCAGGUCUACUUGAGAUACGAGUAAUGGUAUUUUAGUUUGUAAACACUGAAUAAAAAGCUAAAUAAGUAUUGGUAUUCUUCUCCUGCUAUUCAUGGGAUUCAUUUGAGUAAUAGCAUGAAGCAGAUUGCCUGUUGUUUUGACUGCUAAAUGAUGGUUAUAGCAAUGUUUUGCUAAUUGCUUGCACAAUGAACAAAUAAUUCACCAUUCUAUCUGGAAAGUGACAACUGAUGUGAUAUCGCACUAGGUAUUGAGUUGGAGUCAGAAGCAAAACCUCCAUGAUUGGCUGUGAUUUGUCAUUAAUUGAUUUUGAUACAUGGUCGAAUGUGGAUGGCUCAAGAGGGGUUUCGUAGUUUUGGCUUAGAGGAGGCAUGAUAAAUUGUUUGAAUUUCCUUACUGAAGCUCAUUAGCAACAGAAAUAAAAGUGAAUAUUUUUGUUCUUACGGUAUUUGUCUUGCAUGUGAACGUUGAAUUUUGAUGAAGGUGUUGAGUAAGCUAGGGCAAACUAUUAUUUUUAAUUUUGCAAGGGCAGCAACAGAAGCCAUCAUGAGUAAUUGAUGUUUCCAGGGAUUGAAGCUUGCCAUAUCUGAUGAUGUAUUCUCAGGGGUGGUUAACUUGAAACCAAUGUGUAACAUAUUGAUGUACUAUCAUUAUACAUCGAAACGAAGGCUAUUUAUUUGUUGUAGGCACAGAGUCAAUUUGCCUACGAGUUACUGAAAUUGGCUUAAGUUGUUCAGAUCC
Molecule: messenger RNA, 2865 nt
Organism: Manihot esculenta (cassava)
Lineage: Eukaryota; Viridiplantae; Streptophyta; Magnoliopsida; Malpighiales; Euphorbiaceae
Product: FAD synthetase 2, chloroplastic
Exons: 5
Coding region: 253-1386 (377 amino acids)
Biological process (GO): riboflavin biosynthetic process; C-terminal protein methylation
Cellular component (GO): endoplasmic reticulum
Molecular function (GO): FMN adenylyltransferase activity; protein C-terminal S-isoprenylcysteine carboxyl O-methyltransferase activity
Source: RefSeq, a predicted model, not a curated record